AUGACUCUGAGUGUUAGCGGCUCAGAACAAGAGGAACAACAGAAGGUACAACAAGGGGAACAACAGAAGGUACAACAGGAAGAACAAGAGGAACAACAGAAGGGACAACAAGGGGAACAACUGGAGGUACAACAGGAAGAACAAGAGGAACAACAGAAGGGACAACAAGGGGAACAACAGGAGGUACAACAGGAAGAACAAGAGGAACAACAGAAGGGACAACAAGGGGAACAACAGGAGGUACAACAGGAAGAACAAGAGGAACAACAGAAGGGACAACAAGGGGAACAACAGGAGAAACAUCAAGAGGAACGACAGGAGGAACAACAAGAGGAACGACAGGAGGAACAACAAGAGGAACGACAGGAAGAACAACAGGAAGUACAACAAGAGGAACGACAGGAAGUACAACAGGAGGAACGACAGGAAGUACAACAGGAGGAACGACAGGAAGUACAACAGGAGGAACGACAGGAAGUACAACAAGAGGAACGACAGGAAGUACAACAGGAGGAACGACAGGAAGUACAACAGGAGGAACGACAGGAAGUACAACAAGAGGAACGACAGGAAGUACAACAAGAGGAACGACAGGAAGUACAACAGGAGGAACAAGAGGAACGACAGGAAGUACAACAAGAGGAACGACAGGAAGUACAACAAGAGGAACGACAGGAAGUACAACAAGAGGAACGACAGGAAGUACAACAGGAGGAACAAGAGGAACGACAGGAAGUACAACAGGAGGAACAGCUACCACAAAACUAA
This is a messenger RNA of Thalassophryne amazonica, 768 nucleotides long. RefSeq lists its product as uncharacterized. The transcript has a single exon. The record is from RefSeq and is a predicted model, not a curated record. NCBI's taxonomy places the organism in Eukaryota, Metazoa, Chordata, Actinopteri, Batrachoidiformes, Batrachoididae. Bases 1 to 768 code for a protein of 255 amino acids.